UCGGAACGGAUGGAAUCUUCUCGCCACUGAAGCACCUCCACCGCCGACGGAGGCGAAUUCCAUACGAGGAAGCGCUCCGGAAGGAAAGGAGUUGAAGAGCUCCGACGGCUGCUCGCUCCAGAUCGUGAAGAGGCAACAAUUUGAAAUGUUAAGCGAUUUUGUUUCAUUUAAAGAUCGUCCGAGUGGUUCAUUUAUUAUUCCUGGGAGGAUAUCAUAUGAACAGUUGGUACAAAUGAUUAAUGCAAAAUAUCAGUUUGAAGAAGGUUGGACAAUUCAGGAGAUUACUAUGAUGAUUAGCCAACCUGAUGGUUCGUGGAAUCCCACAAUACUCAAUAACAAUAGUCUUGAAUGGAUUUAUUACUUUCCUAGUAUGUCCAUGGUGUAUUUGCAUUUAUCGUUGCAGGCAAAUACACCCAUAACACAAUUUGAGGAUCGUUUCAUUGACGGGCUUUACCCAGCAGUCCGUCAUAACAUCGUAGGCCAUGGGACACAGACAUAUGCACGUGCAGUCUCCAUUGCUCAGGAGGUGGAUACUAGCAUUAGGAGGGAGGCCGUUCGUGGUCAGACUCAUUCAUCCGCCCCUGCUCAGUCAUCUUCAGUUCCACCGAUGCCAGCUCUACCAUCUACCCAGCCGCCCAAGAACAACAAGAGGAAAGAGAAAGGUGCCCCAGCAGAUAAGAGGGCCCGACGGACGCUACAGCAGAUCCCUCAGUGCCCGACAUGCGGACGACUUCACCGAGGAGAGUGUCGCUUUGGUCAGGAUGUAUGCUACUACUGUCAUGAGCGCGGACACUUUGCGAACCACUGCCCGAAGAAGGCGCAGCAGCCUCAGCAGCCACCGCAGCAGCCUCAGCAGCCACCGCAGCAGCAGCAGCCCC
This is a messenger RNA of Striga hermonthica, 878 nucleotides long. The record is from the annotation of a GenBank genome assembly. NCBI's taxonomy places the organism in Eukaryota, Viridiplantae, Streptophyta, Magnoliopsida, Lamiales, Orobanchaceae.